GAGGUCCACCGGUCCGACAUGGAUCCUCAGUGAGAAGAGCGAGCGCUCCGUCCAGGGGGUGUACACGCUGUGUGAGGUGUGAUGGCGCUGUGCUCUGAGGCCUGUGUCUCCGGAUCAGGAGGAGAAUCCUCCGGCAGUGAGGCGGGUUCUAGCUGUCUUCAGUUUGGAGUUCGUUCCUAUCUGCACCACUUCUAUGAGGAGUGCUCCUCCUCCAUGUGGGAGAGAGACCCGGAGGAUCGGGGGUUCGUCCAGAGUCAGAGAUCAGCCCUGUGGUGGAACUCAGCAGCCUGGAAGGUGUCCUUGGCCCUGGGUGUCCUGAUCCUGACUGCAGGUAUUGCCAGUCUGUCAGUGGGAUACUCCACUCCACAUAAAAUAGAGUCGUUCGGAGAUGGGGACCUAUUCUUCGUGGACAGCCAGGCUGUGAGCUUCAACAGAGGGCUGCACCUCAGCACCUCGGCCGGCAUCGGGCUCUCCUGUCUCGGCUCGGCCUUGGCUGCAAUGGGGGUUGUGGUCUGGGUCCUCCCCAGGGCCAACCUGAAAGAGAGGCUGUUCCACAGACCGGGGGAAGGGGAACGGAGAGGAGAGUCAAAGUGGAGGGGAUUUAGGGAUCCUAGAGAUGUGGUCACUAAGCCUCCAGGUACAGAGGAGGGGAAGAUACCCGUCACACUGUUGAAAGUGGAAAAUGUGCAACCUACUCCUUAAAAAAUCCUUGCUGAGCUACAUCAUGUACAGGCUUUAAUUCCAGUCCUGGGGCCUCAUUUACCAUGUUGUUAAGGAAACAUUUUAACAUGCAAACUGUUCAAACGCUGGUUGUUUCGCAGCCGGACAUUACAGUUACAUAAACAUGAACCUAAAGGUCUGGACACACCGGGAGUUUUAAUGAAGUUUUGAAAUCAAAGGAUCUAUCUGAGGAGGCAAAUUUAAUCUGUCCUGUGCAGCAUUGGUUAACUUUGAUGGAGAGCUAGACUCCAAAGUAGAUGCAGUUUGCUAGCAGAUUGUUUAACAGGCAGCAGCACAUUAUAGCAAACUGAUUGCUGUUAAACUGACAGGGAGAGCAAACAACAGAGAGAAGUUGUUGAAAAGCUCUCAGAGCUAAUGUUGACUGAUUUGUG
Molecule: messenger RNA, 1112 nt
Organism: Centropristis striata (black sea bass)
Lineage: Eukaryota; Metazoa; Chordata; Actinopteri; Perciformes; Serranidae
Gene: nrsn1l
Product: neurensin 1-like
Exons: 4
Coding region: 82-702 (206 amino acids)
Biological process (GO): nervous system development
Cellular component (GO): neuron projection; neuronal cell body; transport vesicle
Source: RefSeq, a predicted model, not a curated record